AUGGUAACAUCGCUGACGAAAUGCAUCGUACGCGCGCAAAAAUUAGCCUUUUCUGAAGAAGUCUACGCCCUUCGCAAGAAUCUGGAAUUACCACUCAGAUCAAAACUUCGCACUUUCCAACCCUUCUUGGAUGAAGUUGGACAGAUGCGAAUUGGCGGACGUAUACUUCAAGCGCCGAUCGACUAUGCAGCCAAACACCCCAUACUUCUACCAGCAUCUCAACUUUUAACGAAAAGAAUAAUUUGGGAUCACCACGUUAGAAACAUGCACGUCAAGACAGAAAGAUUGCUGACGGACCUCCGUUCUCGCUACUGGAUACUUUCUGAACGCAAGGUGGUAAAAUCUGUACUCAACAACUGCUGGCCUUGCAAGCGCACGUCGGCGAAGCCCAGCCCGCCGUUGAUGGCUUCCCUUCCAAUUCAUCGUUUAACGCCUCAUCUACCCGCGUCCACGUACACAGGGAUCGAUUACUUUGGCCCCUUGACGGUAAGAGUUGGUGGACGGGGAAGAAGACAUGAAAAACGUUGGGUCAGUCUGUUUACGUGUUUGACGACCCGAGCAGUUCACCUCGAGGUAGCUAACGGUUUCAGUAUGGAUGAGUUCCUAUUAUGCUUCUCCCGUUUUACAAGCCUACGCGGAAAAGCGAAGGUCGUCUACAGUGACAAUGGGACUAACUUUGUCACCGCCGAGCAGGAGUUACGGCAAGCCUUGGAAGAACUCAUCAGUAAACACGAAGAGCUCCAAACAGUAAUGGCUUGUCAACAGAUUGAGUGGCAUUUUUCUCCACCCCAUUUCGGUGGUGUUUGGGAAAGGAUUCUACAAUCCUGCAAACGGGCAAUGAAGACCCGCAUCGGAAAUUGCCUAGUCACGGAUCAAGUGCUACGAACUGUAAUUGCUGAAGUAGCAGCUUUAUUGAACGCUCAGCCGUUAACCCACCUUAGUAUGGACCCAGAAGACCCGGAUCCGUUAAUGCCAAAUCACUUUUUAUACGGUGGAGCUCGGCCAUACUUGCCCCUACAAUUGGCCGACGUGAAAGACUUGAACGUAACCAACAAGCAGUUUCAGCAAAGUCAAGCCAUCCUUCAGCACUUUUGGAACAGAUGGCUACGUGAAUACGUUCCCCACUUAACCGAGAGAAGAAAAUGGCAAGAAAAAUAG
This is a messenger RNA of Daphnia carinata, 1158 nucleotides long. RefSeq lists its product as uncharacterized. The coding region runs from base 1 to 1158 and encodes 385 amino acids. Gene Ontology annotation, biological process: DNA integration. Gene Ontology annotation, molecular function: nucleic acid binding. The record is from RefSeq and is a predicted model, not a curated record. Lineage: Eukaryota; Metazoa; Arthropoda; Branchiopoda; Diplostraca; Daphniidae. The transcript has a single exon.